Messenger RNA from Seminavis robusta, 2031 nucleotides. The record is from the annotation of a GenBank genome assembly. Lineage: Eukaryota; Bacillariophyta; Bacillariophyceae; Naviculales; Naviculaceae.
GGCCAAUCCAAAUUUGCCAACUUUAGAAGACAAAGACCAUGACAAGCACCAACGACAACGAUGAUGACUGGCUGGUCUGUUUCGUAUUCGUUGUGAUCCUCUACUCGGUGAUAGCUGUUGUCCACAUUCUCUGUCCAGCUCGCAUCGUGAAGGGCUACGCCUGUAAUCCACUUAGCAUCAAGGACGAGAAUCCACAACCGCUCGAGUACUGUCUGAAUGGAUUCCGUUGCUUUUGGAUUGUCGUCGGUGGAUUUCUGGCGCUGCACUAUGUUCUUCCCAACAAGAUCAUUACUCUGUUUUUGCAGAAGAAUUACUUUGGAUGCGCCAUGGCGAGCAAUGGACUUGGAUUGUUGGUUUCCUUCUACUUUGUCUACAUUCGGUUCCCGUAUUCCUUGUCUCUACAAGAGCAAGCUGCCAAUGACAUUCGACGUGCACCCACUAUUGUUGCACUACAGACUACCAAUGUACCGAUUCAGCAGCAAGGCAACACCUUGGACGAACGAGGAUUUCACUUUUUCAAUGGUCGAGAACUGAACCCUCGGUUUCAUCUGGCUUGGGUCGACAACUGCUGGCCUCUGAAAAAUGACAACCUGAAACCGAAAAUCGACAGCUGUCACAACCAUACUAUUUUCGAUGUCAAAAUGUUUCUCUACAUUGUUGGAGCGUUAGUUUUGGAGCUUAACAUUCUAAGUGGUGUGUGGUGCGAGCAAGAACUUCGCGGCGACAACACCAAUUCCAAUGGCAUGCUGCUCUACACGGCUCUCUUUACGUGGUUCAUCCUGGAUUACAUGUGGUACGAAGAAAUCCAUCUCUAUACGUACGACCUAUUCGCCGAGAAGGUGGGAUUCAAAUUGAUUUGGGGAUGCUUUUGCUUUUAUCCUUUUGUCUACCCCAUUGGCGUACUUCCUUUUCUCAUGGCGCCAACCGCCGAAUCAGCUUGGAGUUUCCCCGCCAUGGCCCUCAUCACCCUGAUUUACAUUGCCGGGUCGGUCAUGACUCGAGGAGCCAAUUUGCAGAAGUAUUACUUUCGCCGCAAUCCGCACCAACGUCAAGUGGCUCUCUUUGGAGGACUCUUGGUCCUGCCUCAAGAAACAGUCCCAUCCAGCAACAAUCGACUCUUGUGUUCGGGCUUCUGGGGCUUGUCUCGACAUGUAAACUACAUUGGGGAAAUCUUGCAAGCCGUGGCUCUGGCCUUGCCUGGAUGGUGGCACAUUGUUACUGCUGCAGAGAACGACACUGGGAAUAAUGCGACUGUUCUCAUGUGGCUUCCAUGGUUGUAUCCGCUGUACUAUGUCGCUUUGUUUAUACCCAGACAAUUGGAAGAUGAACACAUGAUGAGGAGAAAGUAUGGAGACAAAGUGAUGGAUGACUACUGUGCCAGAGUACCAUACCGCAUGUUGCCAGGGGUUUACUAGCUAGCUAGUUGUCCCUUGUUGGAGCUUGUGUGGUCUGGACCCUCUUAAAAAGAGACUUGCCAUCAGAUUGAUCAUCAGCAAACGAAUCGAAUCAAAUAAAGCCUGGAGUUGGUUUGGAGAUGAUGGAAAAGAUGUAGUCAUAUAUUCAUUACAAGGAAAUGCUAUCUCGCUUUGACGCAACCGAACGAUCACAACCAAAGGCGGCGCUGCCCUCAUGUGUACUGGUAUCGUAUGUGCUGAGCGUUGUCACGGUACCUGGACCAGAGGGAGAUACCCAAUAACACUGCAUUGCCCCCUUGCCCUUGGCUUGAACCAGAUCCUCCCUCUUGGUCAACCAAGAUGAUUUGCCCCGGGCGGUGAGAAGAUCCGCCGUAGCCUGUGUCACCUGGAUUCUACCUGGGGAUCCGUUGGUUUCGCAACGGCUCGUAACAUUCAUUGUAUCCCCAAACAGCUGGAAACGUUGACCUCGAUUCGCCCGCAAGACACCACCGGUGACUGGGCCAGAAUGAAUGCCAAUGCGUGCCUAGAAAAGAGUGGAAAGGUGGAUAUACUUCAUCGUGAGUCAUGCAUUAACUUUUACAUUGCCCUGUUGAUACUGUAGCAAAGAAAGCUUACU